Acanthosepion pharaonis is the source of this 1092-nucleotide messenger RNA. NCBI's taxonomy places the organism in Eukaryota, Metazoa, Mollusca, Cephalopoda, Sepiida, Sepiidae. The record is from the annotation of a GenBank genome assembly.
AUGGGUGGUCGAUGUGUCAAGAAACAUCCAAUCAGGGAAGGGGGCACUUUUAUGAAGCAUUUCCAUCCUAAAACCACCCUAGAAUUGAAAAGUUUUGCAAUUGAUGAUAGCCACUAUGCACAGCAACGCCAGAUGCCUGAGCCCCAGGAGGAGAUGCAGCUGAGUAGCCAGCACGUGGAUUCUCGAGCAGAGGCCAGGAUUGCAAAGCGCAUGUCUGCUCCUUCCUUGGAGCAUCAUGCCGAGAAACAAGCAUUAACUGAAGGUCAAAUUCACCAGGAAGAUGACAACGAUACUGAAACAGAUAAUUUCUUAAGCGCCAACAAACCUGGACUUGACGUCAAACAAAGAACGAUGCCUUCUCCAACAGAAGGACGUCAAACAAACCUGGCUAACUAUUUUAUGUCCCUGAGAAAAGACCCCGUCGUACACCAGAAAGUAUUAAAGAAAUUGCCAGAAUGCCACCGGGAACAGUUGGAAGAUAUCAUGAAACGCUUGACUGGUUGGUUUGUGCUUCUUCAUGCCAAGUACAAGGAAAACAAGAAGAAUAUGGCUGAUGGUCCAGUCUACCAGAUCCCUAAUUUGAGUCUCCAUCGAGCUGCCAACAAGACUAAGCACCAUUUCUCUGUGAAGAAAGAACUGAACAGCUUUUACAAGUCACACAAAUGCCACUGUGUCCGUUCAAUCAUUUGGGAGUUUAAACACCUAGACCUGGACUCGGAUAAGCAUAUUGAUCACAAUGAACUGUCUAAAAUAGAGAAGAAUGACAUGGAACCAUGCGUUAAACCUUUUAUUGAUUCCUGCGACAGGAACGGAGAUUCAAAAUUGACUCGUCAUGAGUGGUGUUGUUGUUUUGCUGCCGUGCGUCCCCCCUGCUUCACCCACCUGAGGAGACUGCAGUCUGAUGUAGCAAUGAAAUCAGCUACAUUUGUGCCUCAUUGUGACCGAGAUGGUUAUUAUGAAAAACGCCAAUGUCACAAGGGGAUCUGCUGGUGUGUCGACCUCAAUGGUAAUGAAAUCAGUGGCACCAGGACCAGAAGCACUCCUCAUUGUGAGAGACUGGACGUGAUGGGACAUCGCCGUAAACAUGUGUGA